This is a messenger RNA of Phlebotomus argentipes, 2082 nucleotides long. RefSeq names its product protein TAPT1 homolog. Gene Ontology annotation, cellular component: ciliary basal body; endoplasmic reticulum membrane. NCBI's taxonomy places the organism in Eukaryota, Metazoa, Arthropoda, Insecta, Diptera, Psychodidae. Bases 51 to 1898 code for a protein of 615 amino acids. The record is from RefSeq and is a predicted model, not a curated record. Gene Ontology annotation, biological process: maintenance of protein localization in endoplasmic reticulum; positive regulation of cilium assembly. The transcript is spliced from 2 exons.
AGUGGGUGUGUUUUUAUUUGUGUUUUGUUCCCUUUUCUCGGCCCCAAAAAAUGUCUCAGCCGACUUUUACUAGCACUCCAGUUCAGAAAAAGCUUCGAUUUCGCGGUGACUUCAAUCCCCUGUCCUUCCCCGACUGUCGAGUGGAGGAUUUACUGGACGACGUUGACGGCAAGAGUGCGAGAAAUGGUGAUAUUUCGGGUGCAAAAGGUGGUGGAAAAUCCAGCGAACAAGCUUCGCUGUAUGACUUCCUCAAGGUGGAGCUCACGCGGGGCUACAUGCUGGAGCACGAUGAGGAGCGCUACAGCGCGCGGAGGCAGAAAAUCUAUGCCUUCAUGAAGAUUCCACGGGAAGUGGAGUCGUUCAUCUUCUACGGAGUGCUCCAGUGUGCAGACUCCUUCCUCUACAUCCACACCUUUCUGCCCGUGCGAUACAUCCUGGCCAUCUGGGCGAUCAUCUACCGUCCCAUCGCCAGCUGCUUCGGCUUGCGGCGGCGGAAGCGCCGCUUGCUGGCGCCGGCGGAAGUGUGUGACCUUCUGAAGGGCUCCAUCUGGAUCAUCUGCACGCUCCUCAUGGUGAGCUUCGUGGACACCAGCCGGAUGUAUCACAUCAUCAAGAGCCAGUCCAUCAUAAAGCUCUACAUCUUCUACAAUAUGCUCGAAGUUGGCGAUCGAUUGCUCUCGGCUUUCGGCCAGGACGCGAUUGACGCGCUCUUCUGGACAGCGACGGAGCCCAAGACGAGUCGCCGGCAGCAUCUGGGCAUAAUUCCGCACUUCUGCUUCGCCCUCAUCUACGUAAUCGUGCACAGCGGACUGAUAAUGUUCCAGGCCACGACACUCAAUGUGGCCAUCAACUCCAGCAACAAGGGACUGCUCACAAUCAUGCUGUCCAACAACUUUGUGGAGCUCAAGGGGAGUGUGUUCAAGAAAUUCGACAAGAAUAACCUCUUCCAGCUCACGUGCAGCGACGUGCGCGAGAGAUUUCACCUCUCAAUGCUCCUCCUGAUUGUCGUCAUUCAGACAAUGAAGGAGUUCAACUGGGAGGGCGAACAGUUCCUCCUCAUGCUGCCCGACUGUGCCUAUGUCUUCAUCGUGGAGUUCUUCAUUGACGCCUUGAAGCAUGCCUUCAUCACGCGUUUCAACGAGCUGCCCGUGGAAGUGUACAAGGAAUACACGCUGAGUCUGGCCUACGACAUGACCCAGACGCGCCAGAAGCACGCCUUCUCCGACCACAGCGAUCUGGUGGCGCGCAGAAUGGGCUUCAUCCCCUUUCCACUGAGUGUGGUGCUCAUCAAGGCGGUAUACAACGCCUUGUCAUUCGAAUCUUGGGCUUCUGUGAUCCUCUUCGUGCUCGGCUAUCUCGUGCUGGUGCAGCUGCGAGUGCUGAAUAUGAUUGUGGCGCUGGGUAAGGCGUGUGAUCUCAUGAAGAAGCAUCAGGAGGAGAAGAGCAAUGUGCCAUCGGCGCCACAAGUGCCCAAGGGUCGGAAUGUCACCGACACAGCCACAUCUCCAGUGCACAACUUCCCUCUGCAGCGCUCCAAGACGGUCGAUGGUGUGCCGGAGAAGAAAUCCAGGUUGGGCGCGAGAAAGAUUCAGGAGGAUUCGAGCAAUUUGGGCGCCACUGCGCUCUUCUCCAACAGCGAUGUGGAUCUGGAGGGUGUGUGUCUCAAUGAGAACCUGCUGAAUGAGUCCGAUGAGGUCUUCCAGGAUGACUUCUCCAUGACGCGCAGUGUGCCGGACUUGCAGCAGCGCAAGAAGGACGACGAUGAGUCCAGCGAGGAGACUGUGGGCAAUCGAACACACAAGAGAUCUGAAUCUGAGCCCUCCAUCCAGAGUGUGCUUCAGGCCAAUUCGCUGGGCAAUAGCUGUGCCACGGCGACUGGUGUGACGGAGAGAACGUGACCCAACUGAUGAAUUUCUGGCCUAAAUCCCAAAUAUCGCUCAAAGUACAGGUAAAGAAAAGAAAAAAAAAACCUCCAUUCACCCACACUUCACGGGCGCUUUGAUAGAAUCAUCACUCGCUUCAUUCACAAAAUGUUAUAAAUAUGCUUUUACAUUAACUUAAGAGAGUGCCAAAGUUAUCAUA